Molecule: messenger RNA, 726 nt
Organism: Anarrhichthys ocellatus (wolf-eel)
Lineage: Eukaryota; Metazoa; Chordata; Actinopteri; Perciformes; Anarhichadidae
Product: AT-rich interactive domain-containing protein 4A-like
Exons: 2
Coding region: 22-321 (99 amino acids)
Biological process (GO): regulation of transcription by RNA polymerase II
Cellular component (GO): nucleus
Molecular function (GO): transcription cis-regulatory region binding
Source: RefSeq, a predicted model, not a curated record
UGUGUGUGUGUGUGUGUGUACAUGUACAUGUACAUAUAUACAUACACUCUUUCUCUUCCCCCCUCCUCAGACGAGCUGGACAGCAUGACGAGCACGGACCGGAUCUCCUUCCUGCAGGAGAAGCUUCAGGAGAUCAGGAAGUACUACAUGAGCCUGAAGUCUGAGGUGGCGUCCAUCGACCGCCGGAGGAAGAGACUAAAGAAGAAGGAGAGAGAAGUGUCUAACACGACGGCGUCCACGUCCUCGGGCUCCUCAGACACAGGUAUGAGUCCGUCCUCGGCCUCGCCCAAUCAGAACACCGUCGCAGUGGAGUGCAGGUGAUGACACGCCCACUAAGCCCCGCCCCUUCCCAGUCACAGACUACGCCCACUCAGCCAGCUCUGAGGGCAUGAUGGGAAAUAAACUGUCAGAGGGGGGAGGGGCUACCACCUGGCCCCGCCCCCUCACGUGAGACUGACUUCCUGUUUGAGGAGAAACGUCAGCCGUCUGUUCAGCCGCCACACAAAUCCUUCCUUCUUUCCUUCCUUCCUUCCUUGCUGCAUCCUCAGUGUCUCCUAAUUUCAAAAUAAAGUGACAGGUUAUUUUGGGGAGUCAGAGGUCAUAAUGCAAAUUCGUUUUUUCUCUUUUAUGAACAAUUGUUUUUACCUAAAGUUUUUUGACUUCCUGUUUUAUAUAAAAUCAGAGCUUUUAUUUUGGUAAAACAAGAGAGAGAUGAACUUUUUUGUU